AUGGGCUACCAGGGUGAUGGACUACUCUGCGAAGACAUUGAUGAAUGUCUCAGCGGCCUACACAGUUGUCAUCCUAACGCCCACUGCAACAACACCCUGGGCAGCUACAGUUGUGUCUGUCUUAAUGGAUAUAUUGGAGAUGGCACCAACUGCCAGGAUAUCGACGAGUGCCAAAAAGAAAACGGGGGCUGUCACACCAAUGCCCUGUGUAGUAAUUUUGAGGGCGGAAGACAAUGCCUGUGUGAAGUCGGCUUCAAGGGAAACGGUUUCCAGUGCACUGAUAUAAAUGAAUGCACUAACCAAAAGAUUUGCCACUGGAAUGCAACAUGCACCAACAAUCCUGGAUCUUACGUGUGCACUUGCAAUCACGGCUAUAAGGGCAAUGGAAACUACCUAUGUCUUGAUAUAGAUGAAUGUUCAGAGACUCCACGUGUGUGUUCGUCCUCACUUGGAUACAAAGGCUGUAAAAAUAUGCCUGGCACUUAUCGCUGCACAUGCAGCAACGGCUUUGAAAGUGACGGGCAGAGCUGUGUGGACAUUGAUGAAUGUGCGAGUAACAUCUGCAGUCUAUAUGCAGACUGUGUCAACAUCAUUGGUUCAUACCAAUGUACCUGUGACAGUGGUUUUGUCGGAAAUGGCCUGACAUGUGUUGACAUAAAUGAAUGCAAUGGAAAUAAUGGAUGUGACCCCAAUGCUAUUUGUAUUAACAGGCUGGGAGGUUAUGAGUGCUCUUGUCCAGAGGGUUUUGAAGGAGAUGGAAAACUGUGCAACGAUAUUAAUGAAUGUUCAAUACUAGACAUCUGCCCUACCACCACUAUCUGUAUCGUUGCAGCCCCUACUCUCUAUGCACCAAUUCGCCAGGCUCCUUCACAUGUCAGUGUGCAGUAG
Messenger RNA from Nerophis lumbriciformis (worm pipefish), 888 nucleotides. The record is from RefSeq and is a predicted model, not a curated record. Lineage: Eukaryota; Metazoa; Chordata; Actinopteri; Syngnathiformes; Syngnathidae.